UGGCUCCAUCCAGAUCUUUGGCACGGACCUUCAAACAUGAACCUGUUCUGCUUCACACUGGAGGGCUCCACAGACAGCAUAUAUGAACCAGCCUACAGCCAAACACUGAAGGAAGUCCUACCCAAGUACCAGUGCAGCCCUGCUCUUAGGAUGCGGAAGCCUGAAUGGGGCGGCUCAGAUCCAUCCAUCAGUUCUGACCGACCUCAAGGCUCAAUAAAAGUUAUAAAGAGGAAUAAUAGAAGGUCAUGUGUGUCAACAUCACCCCUGGACAAUGAAACAUCAGAGAUGGGUAAAGCUCCCCGUCAGAGCAGCAUGCUGACAAGAGAUGACAGAGCGAAGGAGCUGAACUCCCACAGGACACAGGCUCGCCUGCCAGCUGAGGGUGGUGACGCUGCAGCUGACACAGCAGAAUCAAUACACACCACAGGAAGACUAAAGAAGUUGCAGAAUCUGGUGCACGCACAGAAGGGACAUCAGGGUGGAGCUGCAAAAGGCAAGACCACGUCCGAGAACGGUGAUCAUCUGGCAAACGUGUUGAGUAACAACAAUCCAGUGCUAACCUGCAUCGGCCUGGGGAAGAGAGCCGAGAAGAAGCCCUCUAAAACUGCUCCAUCGCUACCGCAGCAGCAGCAGCAGCAGCCCAGAGAUGUCCAUGAGGAUUCAGAGGAGGAAGGAGCUUGGAGCCCACGGCUUGGGAGUUACCUGUGGAGCCCAUUUGAGUGUCCGCAGCCCUGGACUCCUUUCUACCACACCUGUCGCCAACCUCGACAUGAACUGUGGGUCUGCGGCGGCAACUUGUCGCUGCCCCGGGCGACAGAAUGGGAUCGCUUUGAGAGUUUGAUCCAGGAACUGGACAGCAAACAGUCUGAUCUGUCUCCUGCACACACAGUCUGCAGGCCCAUCACAGACCUGCAGCGCUCACAAAGCACAUUGACCAGAUUUGGGAGAUUUGACGCCUUCAGACAGCACUCGCCUUUGAUGAGACCAGAGGAUAAUGGAGGCUCUCUGCAAAAGCAGGAGCAGAAUGGUGAUCCAGCCACGCUGAGGCUGCAGAGGAAGGAGAUGGAGACCUCACCACACAGGGACAGGAAGCACAUCAAGGCCUCAGCGGAGAGAAGGCUGACAGCCAUCAUUAAUGGAAACACACAGAGAGAUGAAGCAGACAGCAGAGGAGUUGGUGGUGGAGGACCAUUUAUUAAAGGACACAGGGGGUGCAGUAACUCUCUGGAAAGCCUCUACAGCCUCAACAGUGGACAAAGCUCCUCAAGUGGAGUCACCAGUGGGUCAGACUGCUCCAGUAACAGAGACAGUCUGAGGCUGGAGGACGACCUAUUGUGCACGAGACAGUUCUGUGGCAGAGCCAGAGUCCAUACAGACUUUGUGCCAAGUCCAUACGACACCGAAUCGCUCAAACUCAAGGUGGGAGAUGUGAUUGACGUCAUCGCCAAGCCCCCGAUGGGAAUAUGGACAGGUAUGCUGAAUAACAGACUGGGAAAUUUCAAGUUCAUUUAUGUGGAUUUGCUGACAGAGGAGAGUCCCGAGACACACGAGGGCACAUGUACCCACAGAGUGAGGCAGAAAUCAACUGUUCUGGAGGUGUUACGGCGCCUUAGCUUGGAGGAGUACUCCUCAUCUCUGCAGCGUCACGGUUACCAAACAGUGGACGACUUGAUGAGGCUGAGGGAGCAUCACCUGACGGAGCUGAAUGUGACUGAUCCAGAGCACAGGCAUCGUCUGCUCGCCGCUGUCGACUCGCUGCAGCAACUGCGCUCUGAUAGUCAGAAGGAGAACGAGGCCAAUCAGGAGGCCGAGACCCCCAGCGAGAACACGAAGGCAGAUACGAACAACUGCCCAAGAGACUCCGGCUGCCACAUGCCAUCUGACGGCUCUGACAACAGCACAGAGGACACAGACCUUCACUUUAUCUCUGAAUACCCUCUACCAGCGGAGACGACAGCUUCAUGAGAGCAAUAAGG
Molecule: messenger RNA, 1976 nt
Organism: Chelmon rostratus (copperband butterflyfish)
Lineage: Eukaryota; Metazoa; Chordata; Actinopteri; Chaetodontiformes; Chaetodontidae
Gene: samsn1b
Product: SAM domain, SH3 domain and nuclear localisation signals 1b
Exons: 14
Coding region: 37-1965 (642 amino acids)
Molecular function (GO): protein binding
Source: RefSeq, a predicted model, not a curated record